This is a messenger RNA of Panonychus citri (citrus red mite), 3439 nucleotides long. RefSeq lists its product as uncharacterized. The transcript is spliced from 7 exons. Bases 1080 to 2750 code for a protein of 556 amino acids. The record is from RefSeq and is a predicted model, not a curated record. Lineage: Eukaryota; Metazoa; Arthropoda; Arachnida; Trombidiformes; Tetranychidae. Gene Ontology annotation, biological process: apoptotic process; regulation of apoptotic process.
UUUCAUUCUCAGCUCAGAGUAGAAACAAUUUCAUUCUCUUUUUUGUUAUUCGUUUUGUUUUUUGGUUCCAAUUCCAUGUUAUUAUAAUUUCUUAUUAUUGUGAUUCCAUUUAUUCACCUGAUUCAUAUUCACUCAACCCACUUAACCCACAAAUGUGAUUCCAUUUCAAUCUCCACCCUAACGAAUCUCAACUCUCUCUCUCUCUCUCUCUCUCUCUCUACUUGAGACCUUAAGUUGAUUUUAAACCCUUGACCUAAUAUAUUGUUUUCUAUUCUUUCAAUUCUUGUUUAUCGUUUUCUUUUCUUCUUUUUUCUUUUAUUCUUUUAUUUCCUCUGUGGAUAAUCGAACAGAAAAUGAUCUUAUUCUAAGUGUUCUCCAAUCUUUUUGCUAUUUGGUGCUACAAGUAAUUCUCCGUUAAUCAAGUGGAGUAGAAAUUGACCAAACCGGUGAGACAUUUUUCUCAAUUAAAGCUUUUUCUUAAGUUCUCUUUUUGAUUGGAUUAAUUUCUCUCAUAUGCAUGGAGAACAUUUUUCUUACAAUCAUCAAGAUCUUCCUCUGAUUGGUUAUAAAUAUUAUCCAGAAAUAGCAUAUUGAACGAAACAAAAGUCCAAAUCUACAUAAUGUUAUUGAUGUUGUUAAUUAUGAUGCAACUCAAUUUGUAUUAGUUAAAAGAGGAGAAAAAAACGAAUUCAAAUGAAAACCAUGAUUAACAUGUUAAUCAUGAGCCUUCUGUUGAUACAUUGCAAAGAUUGUACAAAGAAAAGCAAAUUGAUAUAAGAAUAAGGCCAAAUCCUGUCUCCAUUCAUCAAUCAACAAGCAUAAUUUUCAUGUCUAAGAAACUUUUCCAAUUGUUUCAACACUAUUUUGCUGAUCGUAAGGAAAAUGCACUUUUUUAUCAUCUAAUGUGAAUUUAAUUGUUAUCAUCAACCCGUUAAUCAAAUUAUACAUACGCACAUACAUAUAUAUAUAUCACAAGAUUUUGAUAUUAAUUGUUAAUAGUUACCGUUACAAUUGUUAAAUUGUUUAUCUUUAACUCUACGAAUAGUUGAUAUCAGUAAUUAAAUUUGUUAAUUCGCACAAUGCAUGCAAAAGAAAAGCCAUACAAAAUAUGGAGUUGUGAUCGUGAAUUGCGAAAAGCUGUGAUCGCAAGUUCCUUGGAGGAAUUAAAAUCCAUUGGAGCUUCUAAAUUAGGUUAUUCAACUGAUAAUCCCAAUCAAUUGAAAAUUGUUCUUGAAUCUGAUGGAACUGAAGUAGAAGAUGAUCAAUAUUUUCAAUUAGCUGAUGAUGAGACGAUUUUUCUUCUUCUUCAAAAUGAUGAGAAAUGGAUUCCAGCGGGAGUUGAAGCUCUUAAAUCAGCAAUCUCUGAUUUUCCAGGGAAUGUCACUGUGGUUCUACAAUUGGAUAAUCGUGAUCCGGGAAUAUUACUAAAAAGAGGUGAACCUCCCUGGAAAUUGGAAGUUGUUUCCGUCACUGAUUCUAAAGGAAAUGUUGAUAAUCAAGCUCAAACUCAACAAUCAAAGGCUACAACUUCAUUAACAUCUAAUUCAAUUAAUUCUGGACCAUUAUCAUCACAUGUUUUAUUAUCAUCAGGAAUUUCUGGAACUGGAAUCUCAAUUUUACCUCGCUCAACCCUAAUGGUUCAAUCGAUUCAGCCAAAUGGUUUAAACUCAUCAUCACCUUUAUUAUUAUCAUCAUCAUCUCAUCAUCGUGCCAAUUUGACACUUGACGGCCUUAAACUACGAUCACUAUCUACCGAGAGUACUGAUAGGGGUCAGUCAACUGGUCAGAUAAAAUCGACAAGUAAAACAAUUACUACUACAGUUCGAAGUAAAAAAUGUAGUAAAAAAUUGAUUCCUGGUUUGGAAGAUGAUGUUGAAGAUGUUGGUGAUCAGGGAAAUGACGAUGAUGAUGAUGAUGAAGAUGAAGAUGAUCUCAUGGUCGGUGAGGUUUUGGGUAAAGAAAAUGAGGAAGAUAUGUCCGAGGAAAGUGGUCAAGGUGAUGUGACAAUUAUCCAAGGUGAAAUUAGUCCGAAUCACGAUCAUUCUCAGUGUGAUUUUCAUUGUGCCGCUUUACAUCGAGACGGAGGUGAAAUAAGAGUUAGUCGUUCGGUGGCAACAUCACCGAUAACAGAAUCUCCUAUUCCGAAUGGCCUGUUAUCAUCAUCACCGGUCUCAAUUAAUGUUCCAAUAAUUACUGGUCCUCAUUUGAUUACUUCGGGAAAACCUCGGCAAACAAUUAAAGGUCAUGUACGUUUCAUGGACACUGAUUAUACCCAUAAUGGAGGAUUAAUUAAUCAAUCAAGCAAAGAAUCAAACAAAUCACAGCCUAACACUGCCAAUAAUUUAAACUCAUCAACAUUGAGCUCAAAUAAUAAUAAAAACGCUUAUCAAUCAGUGAAAAAAUCAACAAAUUCACAAGUAUCAACACCGACAACAAAUGGAAAUGGUUCAGACUCGGAAACGGAAACAACGGAAAGAGAUGAUGAACAAUUAAGUGAACGUUAUUUACUACUAGUUGAUCAAUUAACAGUUAAACAAGAUCGUCACCUUAAUCUGAAAGAUAUUGGAAUCAUCUUGGAACGCCUUAGCUCUAGAAUAAUUGAUGUGGAUAAAUUGGAGAGAGAAAAAGAAGGAGCUGAUUGUUACAAUUGGAUAAUUAAGGCAACAAUUAGAGGUGAAGUUCUUCGGGAAAUUGGAGUGAUUUACAAUGGUCACUACUAUGGAAUCAUGGAGCAUCCUGGCUAUUUUUAGUGAGAAAACAAACCGAACAAUAACAAUUUAACUCCAAAUCGAAUUAGUUAAAUGAAAUUUGAAUUUCGUAUACACGAAUCAAGAUUAUAAAUUGUUGACCAGAAUGAUUAUCGACAAUUUGAAAUGGAUUCUUAUUUAAUUAAUAUGAUUGUUAUUCCAAAUGAAUGAAAUAAUUUUGUGAUGAAACAAAUUACAACAAGGAAAAAAAGUUACAAUUUAAACUGCAAAGUUAUCAACAAAUUAAGCUAAUUUAAAGUUGAUUAUAUUGAUCAACAAGUUUACUAGGAAAAACCAAACAAACUAAAUUACUGCCAAAUUAUAAUGUUAUUAAUUGUUACUGAUUAUAAUUGAAUAAUUAACCUGAUUUUUGCCAUGAAAACGGAUUGAGAAUUCAAAGAAUCAAAGCCUGAUCAUUGUUCAAAAUCUUCCUCACAAUUAAUUAACUAUCAUCAUCAUAAUUGUUAAAUCUUCUUCUUCUUCUUCCUCUGUUUUCUUACCUUUUAUUUUAAUUAUAAUCAACUAACUAGUUAUAAUUGUUAUCAUUUGAAAAAACAAUCAGUCUUUUCUCAAUGAUUAGAUUUUUGUUUUUCUUUGAGUAAAAAAAGUUCAUUUUUAUUUGUAAGUUUAAUUCAUUGAUUAUUAGAAAUUAACCGAAUUGUUAAACAUUAAAUAAAACGAAACGAAACUGG